AUGACAAACAUCGCAGGCGCAUUGCACGUCUACGAGCCUCUCGAUGGAGCAGACCACAUCAGACUGAUGUGUUUGGAACCAGCCUUCUUUUCUCAAGAACCACUUCGAUUUUCGUUUCUUAGCGGCAAUCUGAUCGACUUCGAAGAUCGAUAUGAGGCUGUAUCAUAUACCUGGGGCGAACCACUUCUAACCUAUCCGCUCCAUCACAAAGAUGGAACCCAAGUCAUGGUGACUGCGAAUCUCGAUCGAGCGUUGAGGCGCUAUCGUCUACCCGUCACGAAACGACUGCUUUGGGCGGACGCUGUAUGUAUCAACCAAGAAGAUGAUACGGAGAAAGCCGCACAGAUACCCCUCAUGGUCCAAAUCUUUCGCAAUGCGAGCAAAGUACAGGCAUGGGUUGGCGGCGGCGCACAAGAAGAAAGGGGCAUGCAGUAUUUGAGCAAACUUUCGCGAUUCUCUUCGCUUCCGCUUAAGCAAUUGUCUACAGAACUUCACUCUGUGGCACAGCAAUUCCUAGGCUUGCCUUGGUUCAACAGGCUGUGGGUCAUUCAAGAAGUGGUUUUCAACAACGACGUCAUUCUCACCUGCUGCGAUUCAGAGCUUUCCUGGUCCAGGCUUGUCUCUGCUCUACAAAACACCUCAAGAGGUGGCUCCGCCUUUCCUGCCUUCAUUAGUCCAGAGAGACGCUUCGCCCUCAACCAAAUUGCUCGGCUAUGGAAGCACCAUUGUUUGAUCCAAGGUCAAAUAGGCUUUUCCAUCACUUCACUCAAACCAAUGGUGGCUGAAAAGAUACCACAAGAUAUCUUGGAUGUCGUUAAUGUUUUCACUGAAUAUGGAUGUUCCGAUGCCAGGGAUCGCAUUUAUGCGUUGUACAGUAUGACCUCAGGGGUGUCGCCCACAAAUGCCAGUCGAACAAGUGGCGUCCUGAGAAGUGGUCGCAACAAUGUUCUCAUGGAUAUUGACUAUUCGUUGGACGUUCGGGAUACAUACAGAACAUUCGCCCCUGGCCUGUAUUAUUGGUGGACGUUUACUACAAGUGCUCAACAACGUGCUUUCUCGGUGUCCGCAAUACACCGAAGACUGGCCCACGUGGGUGCCAGAUUGGCGACAACCCAAUAA
Parastagonospora nodorum SN15 is the source of this 1119-nucleotide messenger RNA. RefSeq lists its product as hypothetical. Bases 1 to 1119 code for a protein of 372 amino acids. The record is from RefSeq and is a predicted model, not a curated record. Lineage: Eukaryota; Fungi; Ascomycota; Dothideomycetes; Pleosporales; Phaeosphaeriaceae. The transcript has a single exon.